UAUUUUAUUUAGAGACAAUCUAUGUCAGAUGUAUUUAAUGCUUGCUGCGGAAGGUUACACAACUAUUGGCAUCUACUAGAUAAUGACCUACAACGACUUUAACCCUUUUACUGGUCGAUUAAAAAAAUCUACACGAUUUCAACCAUUAUAUCCAUUAAAGCCCAGUGUAUUAAAUACAUCAGAACAAAAACUAAUUUGGGACAGUAUGACAACUAAAUCGGCUGAAGUCAAGGCACCUAAUACAGGUCGAUCAAGCUCUAAUCUUAAAAUAUAUAAGACAUAUGAUUUUUUCCAGAAAAAUAUACACGCACCGGUGUAUAAGAUGGCUGGAACCAGAGACAUGCUUUUAUUUGGCAUAACACUUACAUUAAUGGCUGGCUGUGCUGUUAAUACUGGGAAGCUAUUAUAUGAUUUUUUUAAAAAGUAUUGAGUAUAUGUAUAUAAUGUAGAAAUAUAGAAAAAUGUAACAUGCAUAUUAUUAUUAUGUAAUGUAUAAAAUAAAAAGUAAAAAGAGUAAUGACAUAAAAAA
This is a messenger RNA of Vespula pensylvanica (western yellowjacket), 529 nucleotides long. RefSeq lists its product as uncharacterized. The record is from RefSeq and is a predicted model, not a curated record. NCBI's taxonomy places the organism in Eukaryota, Metazoa, Arthropoda, Insecta, Hymenoptera, Vespidae. The transcript has 3 exons. Gene Ontology annotation, biological process: mitochondrial electron transport, cytochrome c to oxygen. The coding region runs from base 83 to 430 and encodes 115 amino acids.